This is a messenger RNA of Lacerta agilis (Sand lizard), 1201 nucleotides long. It is a transcript of the gene LY6G6F, whose product is annotated as lymphocyte antigen 6 family member G6F. The coding region runs from base 275 to 1201 and encodes 308 amino acids. Lineage: Eukaryota; Metazoa; Chordata; Lepidosauria; Squamata; Lacertidae. The transcript has 5 exons. The record is from RefSeq and is a predicted model, not a curated record.
GAUGGUCUUUCUAUAUAUAUCAUCUCCCUCCUGCUACUUCCGCCUUCCCCACAACAAACAAAUUCAUGCCCUUAUUGAUAAGGCAUCCUCCCAGUACCCUCAGGGUAUGUCGGAUGUAGAUAUGACUUGAUGCCUGUAUUCUUUGCCUUCCUUUGGUGCCUCAGCAGUUUAUGUUUGAAAGAAAUAAAAUAAAUACAGCAUAUGAGUCAACAAAACGCCACCGUAAGAAACCAGAAGGAGAGCCCUGCUAGAAGAACGCAUUCUUCUCCCUGCAAUGUCCAGCCAGAGACAUCUCCCCUCCAAAAUGGAUGGCGGCCCUCAAAAUUUCAAGGCUGUCCUUGCUGCUGUGGCUGCCAUCUUCUUGCAGCUUGGUGGUGCUGAACUGAUAUAUGCAGAGAAAGGCUCUUCGCCGGAGCUGCCGUGCCCAUGUCCGUACUGCUCCAGCGAACACGGGGAAGUAUCCUGGUACCUUGACCAGCAAAGCAGACCCACCCUUCUCUUUUCCAAGCGGGAGAACGGCCCCGUGUCUCGUCUCCCAGAGGCCUGGGAUCGCCUCAGAGUGCUUCCAAAUUACUCCCUUCAGUUUAGCAAUGUGACGGACAGCGAUCAUGGCCGAUACUGGUGCAGCUCAGGCAAUUAUUACGACCUGGUGGUCACCACAGGCACUAAGUGGAUGCUGGAGAGCAGACGGUCUGAUCUUGUGUGCUACGUCCUAAGCUGCUCUUUCACGAGAGAGGAAUCAGGCAUUGAUGUGAGCUGGUGGGAAGGCAAGAAGGCUCUCCGGGAGCAAGGCGAGAAGGAGAGAGACUACAGCAUCUUCAAAGGCCACAGGGCAUCUCAGCUCCACAUUUGCUUGAGGGAAGGGAAGGAGACCAAAGAGAGAAGAAUGAAGUGCAGCUUUGCUGAGAAGCAGGAGAUCACCUUCCGUUUGACGGGGAGGGGACAGGAUUCGUGCGGCUGCUGCGGUUGGCUGCCCUUUCCUCGAGGAAAAGUAAAAGGUUUAACGCCUCCAUGCCCAGAAAGUGAAGGAAAUGGGGGCACCUGGAUCCCACUGGCUGUUUGUGUCACGCUGCAGUCUCUAGUCAUAUUCGUGCUGGGAGUGCUGCUAUGGAGAAGCUGUCGCCAGAAGCAUCCAGCCCACCUCGAGCAGCUCAGGAAAGGUACGUGCUUGGAGGUUCCUGUUCUAACGUGGGAGUCGUGA